CUGACUGCGGGGAGCAGCAGAACAGAACCAGCAGGGCAGGAGGAAGGUUCCGAUCGUCUCUGGGAGCUGAACUUUAGUCAGGAUGAAGCUGUGGCUGCUGGUUCCGAUGCUGUCCCUCACGCUGAUUGUCUGCACGGCCAAGUCUCCGUACCAGACGGUUCUACAACACAGCCGGAUCCGCGGACGGCAGCAGGGGCCCAAUGUCUGUGCCAUGCAGCUGGUGCAAGGAACCAACAAGAAAUACUUCACCAACUGCAAACAGUGGUACCACCGGAAGAUCUGCGGCAAACCCACGGUCAUCACCUACGAGUGCUGUCCAGGUUAUGAGAAGAUUCCUGGGGAGAAGGGCUGUCCUGCUGCGCUGCCUCUGGUGAACAUCUACAACACGCUGGGCGUGGUCGGAGCCUCCACCACUCAGAUGUACUCUGAACGGGCCAGGCUGAGGGAGGAGGUGGAGGGUCCGGGGAGCUUCACCUUCUUCGCUCCGAGCAACGAGGCCUGGGCGGCGCUGCCUGCGGAGAUCCUGGACGCUCUGGUGAGCAACGUGAACAUCGAGCUGCUGAACGCUCUGCAUUACCACAUGGUGAACCGGAGGCUGACCUCCGAGGAGCUGAGGCACGGAUCCUCGUUCUCCUCCAUGUACCAGGACUCCAACGUCCACAUCCACCACUACAGCAACGGGAUCAUCACGGUGAACUGCGCCCGGCUCAUCAAACCCGACCAGCACGCCACCAACGGCAUCGUGCACGUCAUCGACCGCGUCAUCACCGCCGUCUCCAACGACGUGCAGUCCAUCAUCGAGAUCGACGACGACCUGGAGACGCUCCGCACAGCCUUGGCUGCUGCGGGCCUGAACGCCAUGCUGGAGGGCCAGGGCCAGUUCACCGUCUUCGCUCCGACCAACGACGCCUUCGCCAAGAUUCCCCGCAGAACCCUCAACAGGAUCCUGGAAGACCCCGUGGCUCUGGGAGACCUGCUGAACUACCACAUCCUGAGGCAGCUGCACUGUUCCGAGUCCAUCGUGUCGGGGAACCCCAUGGAGACGCUGCAGGGAACCUCCCUGGAGGUCGGCUGUGACGGAGACCAGAUGACGCUGAACGGGAAGGCCAUCGUCACGAAGAAGGACCAGCUGGGAACCAACGGAGUCAUCCACUACAUCGACGAGCUGCUCAUCCCAGACUCAGCGAAGACGCUCCUGGAGCUGGCUGAGGGCUCGUCUCUCUCCACGGCCACCAGGCUGUUUGUGGACGCCGGACUCUCGCCUCACCUGGAGGGCUCCGAGGCCCUGACCAUGCUAGCCCCUCUGAACAACGCCUUCAAAGGAAGCGUGACGAUGACUCCUGACAUGAGGAAGCUGAUGAAGAACCACAUCCUGAAGCAGCAGCUGUCCUCCAAGUCCCUGUACCACGGGCAGGAGCUGGAGACGCUGGGAGGCCUGAAGCUGCGAGUGUUUGUCUACAGAAACAACCUCUGCAUUGAGAACGCUUGCAUCGCUGCCCACGACAGAACCGGCCGCUACGCCACCAUGUUCACCAUAGACAAGGUCCUGACUCCGCCCAUGGGGACGCUCAUGGACGUCCUGAAGGCCGACGACCGCUUCAGCCAGCUGGUCGGCGCCAUCCAGACUGCCGGCAUGACGGAGCUGCUCAACCAGCAGGGGGCGCUCACCUUCUUCGCUCCCACCGACGAAGCGUUCAGGGCGAUGCCGCCGGCCGAGCUCAGCCGUCUGAUGAGGAACCCGCAGCAGCUGGCAGGUGUCCUCAGGCUGCACCUGGGGGAGAGCCUGCUGGUGAGCGGGGGGGUCAGCUCUCACACCCGUCUGCGGCCUCUGCAGGGCGACCACCUGGAGCUGGGCGUGAGGAACUACACCGUCUACGUCAACAAGGUUCCUGUGGUGGACGCCGACCUGAUGGCGACUAACGGAGUCGUUCACGCCGUCAACAGCAUCAUCAAACCUCUGGCUCCAAAGGUAGACAGGGAGCAGGCAGACGGACCUGCAGCUGCUUCGUCUGCAGUGGACUCCAGGAGAUUCAAGAACGAUGAUCUGUUUGAGAAGGUCCUGAGGAGUCGCUCCAGCAGAACCAUGAACAAGAGUCAGUAACGAGGAAGGCGGCGCUCGGUGACUCCCAGCAGGACUGAUUCCCCGGUUCUGACUCCAGUUGGCUGUAGAAACCGAGUUGGGUCUUUGUAAAGUGUUGUUCUGCAGAAUGUUGGCGGGUCGCAGCUCCGGACCCACGAUUUUGUAAAAUAAAGCUGAAAGUGAGACUCCUCUA
Fundulus heteroclitus (mummichog) is the source of this 2273-nucleotide messenger RNA. RefSeq names its product transforming growth factor, beta-induced (gene tgfbi). Gene Ontology annotation, cellular component: extracellular matrix. NCBI's taxonomy places the organism in Eukaryota, Metazoa, Chordata, Actinopteri, Cyprinodontiformes, Fundulidae. The transcript is spliced from 17 exons. Gene Ontology annotation, biological process: extracellular matrix organization; cell adhesion. The record is from RefSeq and is a predicted model, not a curated record. Gene Ontology annotation, molecular function: cell adhesion molecule binding. Bases 83 to 2101 code for a protein of 672 amino acids.